This is a messenger RNA of Symsagittifera roscoffensis, 1214 nucleotides long. RefSeq lists its product as uncharacterized. The transcript has a single exon. The record is from RefSeq and is a predicted model, not a curated record. NCBI's taxonomy places the organism in Eukaryota, Metazoa, Xenacoelomorpha, Acoela, Convolutidae. Gene Ontology annotation, biological process: DNA-templated transcription initiation. Bases 8 to 865 code for a protein of 285 amino acids. Gene Ontology annotation, molecular function: DNA binding; RNA polymerase II general transcription initiation factor activity.
UGCUGAAAUGGACGAGUUAUUUUCAAAUGAUGACAAGUCCACGAUGCCUCCUUCGGCAGAUACUUUCGGACCCCUGAGUUCCACGGAUCCGUUUCCUCACUCAGUUCUCUCCAAUACAUCUGCCAUGUUGCAAACACCCUCCCAAAUACAAACCCCUGCUUCCCACCAGCCCUCUACCCAUGAAGAGCUGAAGCCUCAUUUAUCGACAGUGCAACCUCCGUCGGUAUCUGGAGUUGCAAGUACACAUCUUUCUCAAAUGGCGCCGCCAAGUGUAAUGCCGAUCACUCCUAGAAGCAUCCCAUCAGUUGGAAGCGUCGGCACAGACUCAAUCACACCCAUUCUUCAGAACAUAGUAGCUACUGUGAAUCUAUGUUGCAAGUUGGAUUUGAGGAAAAUAGCACAGGGAGCCAGAAACGCCGAGUACAACCCAAAAAGGUUCGCAGCUGUGAUCAUGCGCAUCCGAGAGCCGAGAACAACAGCUCUUGUGUUCUCCUCGGGAAAGUUGGUUAUAACCGGCGCCAGGAGUGAAGAUGGCGCCAAGCUGGCUGCACGGAAAUACGCCAGAGUUAUCCAAAAACUGUCAUUCCCGGCAAAGUUUGCCGAGUUUAAAAUCCAAAACAUGGUCGGCUCCUGUGACGUCAAAUUUCCUAUAAGAUUAGAAGGACUAAUGCUAAUGCAUGGUCAGUUUUGCAGUUACGAACCAGAAUUAUUCCCGGGACUAAUAUACAGAAUGGUUAAGCCCAGAAUUGUGCUGCUAAUUUUUGUGUCGGGAAAAGUUGUCAUUACGGGCGCUAAAACGAGAGAAGAAAUCUACCAAGGAUUCAAUAAUAUUUAUCCAAUUUUAAAAUCAUUCAAAAAGAAAUGAUUUGGGGCAAAAACUGGUCAGAAUAUUUUGUUGAAACUUCUUUGAGCUUUAUUUAUGAAUGACCCGAGUUUAUUCCUUAAAUUCUAAUUUUAAUCAGUUUAUUUUAUUAUUUUACAGUACUUGGGAUGCGGAAUUGAGUCAUGGAAGCAAAUGUUUUAACUGACUUGCCAGCUAAAUGAGAUGCCAUGAAUGUGAUUCUAAGCGGGACGAUAGUGUAGUGGUUGAGAUCUCCGUCUAUCAGUUGAAAUGCCGGUAGUUUCAGACUUAUUACGAUCCGAGUACCCAAGCCACAAAAUUCCAAAAAUAGCAUGUACGUCUUUAUCAUGUGUACAUCAGCGUUUCUUCGUAA